Molecule: messenger RNA, 2265 nt
Organism: Miscanthus lutarioriparius
Lineage: Eukaryota; Viridiplantae; Streptophyta; Magnoliopsida; Poales; Poaceae
Source: the annotation of a GenBank genome assembly
AUGGACGAGUACCACCACCGUCACCGCAUGGGCGCCGCCGCCGACUUCCGCCGCGACCUCGAGGACCUCGUCUGCGACCACCUGGGCGGCUGCUUCUCCCCGCCCCCUUCAUCCUCCUCCUCAUGCUCCGCCGCGGCGGGGGGAGGCGCCGCGGACCAUGAGCCCGACGGCGAGGCCGAGUCGUCGGCGGCGCGCAGGCGGAGGCGGGAGUCGCGCCUCCUCAGCCGCUGGGUCGCGCGCCAGGCCGAGGAGGUGCUCUCCUCCAUGGAGCGCGAGGUCGAGCGCCGCAACCGCGAGGCCGAGCUCCUCGCGCUCGCGCGCCUCCACCCGGUCUCCACCCUCGACCCAUCCUCCUUCCUCCUCUCCUCGCCCGCCGCGCCGCCGCCGCCGCGCCCGCAGGCGCCCUCCCCCGCCGCGCCCUCCUCGCUCCUGCAGAUGUGGCGCGAGCUCGAGCACCGCCGCGCCGACGCCGCCCACGCCCACCCCUUCGACCGCGAGCCCUCCCCGCACAACGCCGACCGUGACCGCGAGCGCGUGCGCCAGAUCGCGCGACGCCUCACGGACACCGCCGACGGUCAGACCGCCGCCGCCACCGCCGCCGCCACCGGGGAGUGGCUCGGCGAGACGGAGAGGCAGAGGGUCAGGCUCGUCAGGGAGUGGGUGCAGAUGGCCAGCCAGCCGCGCGACUCCCAUGGGGGCGCGCGCAGGGACGAGCCUGCUGCCAGCGCCGACAGGGACAGGCGAGGGGAGCCUCCUCGGCUACGAGGCCGGCAGGCGCGAUUGGAUGUCAUCAGCCGGAUGGCCAGGGAGCGUCAGCGCGAGCUGCAGGGAAUAUCAGGGUACCAUGUCGUGUCGGAGUUUCCUCGCCGCAGCCGCAACCGCAUCCAGGGACUGCUUAGGGGGAGGUUCUUGAGGAAUGGGGAGCUUCCAGUUGAAGAGGAGCGACCACCAUCUGUGGCAGUGAGGGAGCUCGGGCAGCUGAGGCAGAGCCAUCGUAUGCCCGCCUUGAGAUCAGAGAGUGUUGCAAGUAGUCAAGAUGUUAGCCAAUCUGAUGCUUCUGUGGCUGAGAGUGUUAGAUUACUUGGUAAUGAUGAAUCUCAGCAAGGGGCUGAUGUGGCUUUUACUGAUAAAUGUGGAUUUACAAGAAAUGGGUGCAGAUCGUGCGAGGCACACUCACCAAGUAUACCUUUGGAUGGCAUGGCUGUGAUGCAAGAGUCUCUAACUCAAGGUGAUAACAUGAGGCAAGAUGAGACAGAAGAUGAUACGGGAUUCUGGCAGUCAUCUUUGGAUGGCAGGCUUGAUAGGUGGCCCAGUGAGAUUGAUGAAGGUGCUGACAGAACUUGGGAAGAUAAUGCAGAAGACUUACACAGUGAAACUGUGGAGGAUGAUGACAGGGAGCAUGGUCAUCUACAAGAAGAGCAUGAUGGAUGGCAUGAUGACGAGUCUCAUGGUACCAUGGAGAACUGGCAAGAUGAUUACCAAGAUUCCGCACUUGAUACAGCCCCCAUUCCUAGGACCGAAAAUAGGUUUAUCCCACCUGACGAUGACAAUGUGUACAGCAUUGAACUUAGAGAAUUACUUAGCAGGCGAAGUGUGUCCAAUCUUCUUAGUAAUGGUUUUGGUGAAAGUUUGGAGCGAUUAAUAAGGUCAUAUGUUCAACGGCGUGGUCAUGGUCCCCUCAACUGGAAUCUUGAUGCAGCCAUGCCCGCUUCAAAUGCACCAAAUGCAAAUCAGGAACAAGAAAGGAACCUUGAAACUCGGCAAUUCCAGGCUCCUGUCAAUAGACCUGCCCUUGUUAUCCCUCCUCCACCUUUGCCACCGCGGCAACCAUUAUGGCACAGAGAACUGCGUCAUAACAAUUGGAGCAGCAGACACAGGGAAUGGGAUGCUAUUAAUGAUUUAAGAGCUGAUAUGGGUAGACUUCAGCAAGGGAUGAGCAGCAUGCAGAGGAUGCUGGAAGCGUGCAUGGACAUGCAGCUGGAGUUGCAGCGUUCUGUGAGACAAGAAGUGUCAGCUGCCUUGAAUCGAUUUGCAGGACCUGAAGGAUUCUCGAUGGAUCUGUCUGAAGAUGGAUCAAAAUGGAAUCAAGUGAGGAAAGGAACCUGCUGUGUAUGCUGUGAUACGCAAAUCGAUUCUCUACUGUACAGGUGUGGGCACAUGUGUACUUGCUCGAAAUGUGCAAAUGAGCUGGUGCGCAGUGGUGGCAAGUGCCCGCUCUGCCGGGCUCCCAUCGUGGAGGUGGUCCGCGCAUACUCGGUAAUGUAA